This is a messenger RNA of Aspergillus alliaceus, 1853 nucleotides long. RefSeq names its product curved DNA-binding protein (42 kDa protein). NCBI's taxonomy places the organism in Eukaryota, Fungi, Ascomycota, Eurotiomycetes, Eurotiales, Aspergillaceae. Bases 269 to 1486 code for a protein of 405 amino acids. The record is from RefSeq and is a predicted model, not a curated record. The transcript is spliced from 5 exons.
CCUGCAAAACCCCACCUGUGUGCAGGCAGAAAACCAAGAAAAAAGACCCCGCCGAAGCCUCUCGUAUUGUGUACCUGCUACGUAAGAAAAGGAUGGGGACUUCCUCUUACUAGUAAGUACUUUUGACUCCAUCUUAGUUCUCCAGCUCCGUCUCAGCCCAUUUUUCCAUCCUUUCUCCUCUUGAGCUUUCAAAAGUCUGUCCAACUAGAAACUUUUUGAUCCUUAACGACGCCUCGCACCACAGCGAGGACCAUUCAUACUAUACACAAUGGCUGAGACUCAGGCCCCCGCCGAGGUUGACUACACCCUCAACAACCCCGAUACCUUGACCAAGUACAAGACCGCCGCUACGAUCUCGCACAAGGUCCUCGAUGCCGUCUCAGCCCUGUGUGUGGAGGGUGCAAAGAUCGUUGAAAUCUGCCAGAAGGGUGACGAGAUUCUCGAAGAAGAAAUCGCCAAGGUCUACAAGGGCAAGAAGAUCACCAAGGGUAUCGGUCACCCCACGACGGUCUCUCCCAGCUCCCAUGUGACCCCAUACACCCCAUUGGUUUCCGACACCCAGGAGGCCGAGACCACCUUGAAGUCUGGUGAAAUCGCCAAGAUCCAGCUCGGUGCCCAGAUCGAUGGCUUCGGAACCAUUGUUUGCGACCAGGUUGUUGUCGGCAAGGACGAAGUGACCGGCCGCGAGGCUGACCUCAUUACCGCGACUCACUAUGCCAACGAGCUUCUGCUACGCCUCAUGGUACCCCCCGGCCUUUUGGCCGGUGGCUCCGAGGAGGAGAAGAAGAAGGCUGCCGCCGAGAAGGCCCCCACCCAAGCCCAUAUCUCCCAGCUAAUCGAGAAGGUUGCCAAGGCCUAUGACUGCAACGUGGUUGAGAACACCACCAGCUGGCAAUUCGAGCGCAACGAAAUCGAAGCUGAGAAGAAGAUCAUCCUUGCCCCCGGCGCCGGUGUGAAGGGUGAGGGUGUGCCCGACGUUGGUGAAGUCUGGGGUGUUGAGAUUGGUCUCUCCCUGGGCUCCGGAAAGGUCAAGACGCUGCCCCUCCGCUCUACUCUGCACCGCCGUACCACUACCACCUACAUCCUCAAGCGUCCCAGCUCGAGACAGACCCUGUCUGAGAUUGUCAAGAAGUUCGGCCAGUUCCCCUUCAGCUUGCGCCAGCUGGAUGAUGAGAAGUCCGCUAAGGUCGGUGUCGUUGAGUGUGUCCGUGGCGGUGUCUUGAGGCAGUAUGAGCCUGCCGGUGACGCCGACAACGCUCCUGUUUCUCGUCUCCUGACCACUGUCGCUAUCACCAAGAAUGGCCUCACCAAGCUCACUGCUCCCGCCACACCUGAUUUUACCAAGGUCAAGUCAGACAAGAAGAUCGAGGAUGAGGAAAUCCUCAAGAUCCUUGAGCGUCCUUUGUCCAAGUCGACUGGCUCCAAGAAGAACAAGAACAACAAGAAGAAGGCCGCCAAGAAGACGGAGUCUGGCGACCAGGAGUAAAUAAGUCGUUUGACUCGGCCACCUUUUGGCAUAUCUAGUGAACCGUAGGAUAGGGAGAUGGAAUUGCUCCAGGCUAUGGUCGGAGCCCCUUUUCGGAGUGCUCCAGGAUGUUGAUCAAUCAUGUCAUUCAAAUCCCUAUUUCCAUUUCGGAGAGAGGUGAAUUUGUUACGCGAACACAUGGAGUGAGAGGCAUAGGUGGAUAGGAGAAUCCAUAUAAGAUUUCCUGUCUUUUUUGCCAUGGUGCCAUCUUCAAACCCUUUGGCACGUAAUUAGUUGAAAAGCGCGAAAGUUAUGCAUGAGGUGAAUAUAAAAAAGAAAUUAUGAGGUUUUGCUUACGGUUCUCAUUCUAUUCCUUAUUUGCACAGUC